UCCUUCUACUCCUUCAGCCAACAGUAGCCCAAUUUCCACAGGUACCCUAAUUGGGUAAAUCCAUGGAGUGCCCUGGGGCAUUGGUGGUCUCUACAGGGAGAUUAGAUGUAUGAUUGCCGUGAUAAUGACAUUAGCAUAGUGGGAGCAGGUGAGUCAGAUCAAUAGUGUUCAGAAAGGCUGGAAGCUGCACAUUCAGACACCCGCGAGCUCAGCAAAAACCACCACCAACACCAUCCCCUCUCUCUCUCUCUCUCUCUCUCUCGUUCUCUCUCUUUCUUUAUUUCUGACAGACGCAAAAAAUGGUCGAGUCGGACCAAAACCAAGGCUAAUGGUGCACUGAUGUGGACGCGGCGUCGCAGUGUGUGCGCGGGUGCGCGCGUGCGUGUGUGUAUGUGUGUAUGAAUAAGGUUGAGAGUCGGUGUGUUUUCUCCUCUCACAUCCCUCCGUCCUCCGUUGUGAGCUGAAGACGUGAUCCUCGUCCACAUCACCACAUCGAAGCUUCAUAAAGGAGGGAUUCAGGGCAUCACCACGGUCAGAGCAGAGCUGGGAAAGGAGCCAGGCAUCCAGGAGAUCUCGAGUGACCAUCUCGUGCACAUAUUCGGAUUUAGAGAAACGAGAACUUACUGUAUUUAUUUUAUUUGGACCGAAUUAUCUUUAGAUUUGGAUUUCUCGCUCUUAUUCUAUCCCGUGUGUGUGUGUGUGUGUUUCUGGAUGUCGCUCGCGGACAGGAAGGAGCACACCGGGGGAUGGAGAUGUGUGUUCCCAGUGACAGCUUUGUAAACAUGCUGUUUCUAAACAAACCCCGCGCGCGUUCUUUUGAUUAUUAACCCGUUUAAAAAGCACGUGGAGUCGUUUACUUGUCAGGACUUUGGUGGUUGGUGGGCGACUGGAAAUGAACGCCGUCUCACGUGGAUCGUUCUACUAAGAAGGAAAAAAAGAAAGGAAAGAAAAAAAGGGGUAAAAGCUCAUUUCCGGUGUCUCAAUCAGUAGUGGAGGAUCGAUCGAUUUUCUGUUGAGGGAUGAAAGUAAACGCUCCGGCACUCAUCAAGCCUGGACUGCGUCUCCGUUAAAGACCCCGAGAAAAACUUGGUGAUCUCGUUUUUUUGUUGUUGUCGUCUUUCCCCCCUGCUCACGCGCGUCCCGAGUCCCGUGUCCGCGCACCAGCUAUGGAUCUCCGAGGCGAAAACGACGACGACAACGUGGAAUGCGAGCGACCGGCGCCCAUCGAAGUUUUCGCGAGCAGGUCCACGCUGCACGGCAUCGCCCACAUGUUCACCUACGAGCGGCUGUGCGUGCGCCGCUGCCUGUGGAUCAUCUUCUUCGCAGGCUCGCUCUCGUUCCUCGUGUUCGUGUGCGCCGACCGCGUGCGCUUCUACCUGCAGUACCCGCACGUGACCAAGCUGGACGAGAUCGCGACCCCACUGAUGACCUUCCCAGCCGUGACCUUCUGCAACCUCAACUCCUUCCGCUUCAGCCGCGUCACGCGCAAUGACCUGUACCAUGCGGGAGAGCUGCUCGCGCUGCUCAAUGGCAGAUAUGAGAUUCGGGACACUCACCUGGUAGAGGAGAGCGUUCUGGAGACCCUGAGAGUCAAAGCUGAUUUCCUGACCUUCAAACCGCGUCCCUUUAACAUGCGGGAGUUCUACGAUCGAACGGGCCACGACAUCAAGGAGAUGCUGCUGUCCUGCUACUACCGUGGGGAAAAAUGCAGCGCAGAAGACUUUAAAGUGAUCUUUACUCGGUAUGGCAAAUGCUACACAUUCAACUCUGGCCAGGAUGGACAGCCACUUCGCAUCACAACGAAAGGGGGCAUGGGCAACGGUCUGGAACUAAUGCUGGACAUUCAACAGGAUGAGUACCUGCCAGUGUGGGGAGAGACAGAUGAGACGUCUUUUGAAGCCGGCAUCAAAGUACAGAUCCACACCCAGGAUGAGCCACCUUUCAUUGAUCAACUGGGAUUCGGAGUGGCGCCAGGCUUUCAGACGUUCGUGUCCUGCCAGGAGCAGAGGUUGACCUACCUGCCCUCUCCAUGGGGUGACUGCAGGUCCGAGCCUAUUGACUCAGACUUCUUCACCACCUACAGCAUCACAGCGUGCCGCAUCGACUGUGAGACGCGCUACCUGGUUGAGAACUGUAACUGUCGCAUGGUGCACAUGCCCGGAGACGCUCCAUACUGCACACCGGAACAGUAUAAAGAGUGUGCGGAUCCGGCUUUGGAUUUCCUGGUGGAGAGAGACAAUGAUUACUGUGUUUGUGAUACACCCUGCAACAUGACACGCUACGGCAAAGAACUGUCGUUCGUCAAGAUCCCCAGCAAGGCCUCAGCCAAAUACCUGGCCAAGAAGUACAACAAGACAGAGCAGUACAUUUCGGAUAACAUCUUGGUUCUGGAUAUCUUCUUCGAGGCGUUGAACUAUGAGACUAUCGAGCAGAAAAAGGCCUACGAGCUGCCUGGUUUACUAGGUGAUAUUGGUGGUCAGAUGGGUCUUUUUAUUGGAGCCAGUAUUCUGACAAUUUUGGAGCUCUUUGACUAUCUUUAUGAGGUGAUCAAGUACAAGCUGUGCCACUGCAGGAAGAAGAGCCACAAACGCAGCAACAACAACGACCGAGGGGCCGUGCUGAGCCUGGACAACGUGCAGUGCCAUCCUCCAUGUGAAAACCUUCGCACUCCCUCCACAUAUCCGGCUAACAUCCUACCUCACCAUCCAGGGCAGGGCAAUUUCGAGGACUUCACCUGCUGAGUGAGUGAGAGAGGAGCUGGUAGCAUUGGACUCCAGCUCGCAGUGUACAACCAAAGCCGUCUGACUACAUCCUCACGUGCACCCACCCCAUCCCGGACAACACCCAAUCGAUUUUGGCUGGAUGUUUUAACACAUCGCAUUGUGUCAUCUACAGUAAAAAAUAAAAUAAAAUAAGCCCAAACGUUGAACACUGACUCCAAGAAAAUACUGUAGUGCACACUCACGUGUGUACUUUUGAACGAUUUUCUGAACACUGCCUCAACUGGGAACUCCUUCUUUGACAAAAGCACGGACAGGCUUCAUGUGGCCGGAGUCCCCUGCCUUUUCUGUAUAUAACAGCGGCUAUACACCGUUCUUAGACUGAGUGGCUUAAUUAGAUUGUUAGAAAUACUAUAGUGCUUAAUCCAUGUAGCAGCAUUCGUGGUGACCGAUGGACUCCAAUGAUGUUCCACUCACAAUCAGUGUCUCGUUUAAGAAUGUAUUUUUUUCCAACUGACAGGAACUGAUCAGAGGUUGGUGGUGAAGAAAAGCUGCGUUCAGCAGUCUCUGUUGUCCCAUCCAGCUCUCAUGUCGUGACUGCAUGCUUAUAUUCGUCUUCCUGUGCAUGUUUUCAGUUUUUUUUGUAACCAUUCUUAUUAUUGCCAAGUUUGCCUCGAUUAUAUACAGGUGUGUGUGGUGUGUGGGGUGUGAUUAUGAGUGUGUGUGUGUGUCUUGUUUGGGUGUCUUAACCCUACAAUUGUCUGUAUGUGUGAUAUGAUUUGUGUGUGUCCUCUGCCUGAGGCGUGUAAGCUUGAUAUGAUAUGAUAUGAUAUGUGUAUGAUAAUGACAUGAUCCGUGUGGGUGUGUGUAUGAGUGAGAGUGUGUGUGUCCGACGCUUAUCAGUGAAUUAUUCUCUCUGUUUCGAUUUCGUGAGAUUAUUAUUCCUUUUUUUCCAGAACUGUCGCCGUUUCAAACAUCAUAUCGAAGCACAAGACCACCAUUAUGUACAAACUGAUAAAAAAGAAAAGGCUGGGUCAUGUUCUUUCAGAGACUCUGAUCAUCAUGAUCAUCAGAAUCGUUAAAGCUCUAUUAUUCCGAUUUUUGUUUUUCUACAACAAAAGAAAAAAAAACUAGUAGACAUGUUGCCUGAUAGUCCAGUCACCAUCUUUACAGAUACUAGACUGUUCUAUUUAUCUAUGAAGGUAUAAUAAAUAUCAUUGAGAGUUUUA
Messenger RNA from Silurus meridionalis, 3949 nucleotides. It is a transcript of the gene asic1b, whose product is annotated as acid-sensing (proton-gated) ion channel 1b. Lineage: Eukaryota; Metazoa; Chordata; Actinopteri; Siluriformes; Siluridae. Gene Ontology annotation, cellular component: membrane. Bases 1167 to 2741 code for a protein of 524 amino acids. Gene Ontology annotation, biological process: sodium ion transmembrane transport. The transcript is spliced from 11 exons. The record is from RefSeq and is a predicted model, not a curated record.